AUGAGGGUUUUCUCAUCUUUGACAGUGGCGGUUGUUGUGGCUACAGUAUCAGGUGCUGUUGUGCCUGAACGCUUGGUGCGUGCGUCUCCAUCGCAUGCCGUUCAUACACCAUCAAAUGAUGAUUUUUUCUUUGAUUGGGAUUUUGAAUCUUUUUUGGAAGAUCUUACCGGUGCACCUCCCGCUACUCCUGUUCAAUACUCGAGCACUACGACUUUAUCAACUGCAACAAAUGCCGACGGUUCAAUGGCCGCCCAUUCACCAAAAGUGGCUCAUUCCUCAGAGAUACCACAGGCUAGUACAUAUGCUACCCACACUCAAUCGACAAAGGCUAGUGCCACAACUCUACCUGCGAAAUCUCAAAAUGACCAUUCCCCCGCGACAAAGACCUGUGCUGCCCCCACCAGCAAAUCGCCGGAAAGUUACUGGCUUGACGAGCAGGAUCACAACCAACAAGGAGCAGGAUUUGCUCCCUAUGCUAAAACAUCGCUCUACCCGGUCUACCGCAAUGUGAUGGAUUACUCGGUCGUCAAUGAUGGCUCUGGUGAUCAAACCCCGAAGCUACAGAAGGCCAUAGAUGAUGACGGCGUGGGAGGCAGCCGUAAAGGCCAAGGUGUCACGCGUUACCCUGCCCAGGUCUACCUUCCAGGAGGCGUAUACCAACUUGGAAGCACUCUGAACCUGACUGUGGGUACGAUUAUUGUUGGUAAUCCGUUGAACCCUCCCAUCAUCAAGCCUGCACCGGACUUCCGUGGGGACUAUCUCAUCAUGGGAUACGAUUCACACAGCGGCAACCCGGAAACUAGCUUUGCAAUGCUUGUCAAGAAUGUGAUCAUCGAUACCACCACCCUCAGCCCCGACCGCCACUUCACUGCUCUUCAAUGGGGAGUUGCGCAAGGGUCGGGCUUGACAAACGUUAAGAUUCGCAUGCCAAAGUCUUCUACUGGCCACACUGGAAUCCAUAUCAAUGCCGGGUCAACCAUUGCUGUGACGGAUGUGGAUAUUAUUGGCGGAGCUAUUGGAAUCAAGAACUCCAACCAACAAGUCAACUUCAAAAACAUAAAUUUCCACUCUUGCACAACAGCUUUCUCCGCCGCAGGUGGAUGGACGGUUCUGCUCCAGCAGGCAACUUUUGAUAGCUGCGGAACUAGUAUCGAUAUGACUAGCAAUGGAUUGGGUAGCUUAGUGCUUCUGGAUUCCACUUCGACAAACUCGGGCCCGGUAAUUCGAUUCUAUGACUCGUCCGGUGAUUCUGGAAACCGAAACAGUCAGUUCCUCAUUCAGAACCUAAAGCAUGAUACCCAGAACGCUAUCGCAGUCGACUCCCAGGGAAAGGUGGCAUUAGCAGCUACCUCCCAUAUCGAUACAUGGGUUUGGGGUACUGUCGUUCCAACAAGCUAUCAGACUGGAGCAAGCUGGAAGACAAAGCGCCCAGCCCCACUACUGGUGGGAGAUAAAUAUUUUACCAAGCCUCAGCCCACCUACCAAGAUUACAGCACAGCGGAUAUUGUCAAUGUGAAAACUGUAUCUGCACAUACAGUAAAAGGUGACGGUAAGACUGACGACACCAAGGGUCUGAACGCUAUCUUGGCUCAAAAUGCCGAUUCGUGCAAAAUCACAUACAUUCCCUUCGGUGUAUAUCGAGUCUCAGACACUAUCUUUGUCCCAGUCGGAACCCGCAUUGUCGGAGAAGCAUGGUCUGUCAUUUCUGGAUAUGGUGACAAGUUUAAGGAUCCAAACAACCCAAGGCCUGUUGUUCAACUUGGCAAUCCUGAUGACGUCGGUGUGAUUGAAAUUCAGGACAUGCGAUUCUCUGUUGGCGAGAUAUUGCCGGGGGCUAAGAUCAUUGAAAUCAAUGCCGCAGGUGAUAAGCCCGGCGACGUUGGUCUAUGGAACACGAUGGCGUUGGUUGGCGGCACCGCUGACACUAGUAUCUCUAGUGUUUGCACAUCGCAAGACCCUAAGGAUUGUAUGGCAACGUUCAUGGUAAUGCACCUGACCAAGACCUCAUCUGCAUAUAUCGAGAACUUCUGGGGAUGGACCGCCGAUCACAACCUUGACAGCGAGUCACUGCUCACCAUUAUCUCAACUGGCCGUGGAAUCUUGGUCGAAUCCAUCAAGGGAACCUGGCUGACAGGAACUGGUUCCGAGCAUCACUGGCUGUAUAACUAUAACAUCCAUAACGCUCAAAAUGUCUUUGCGGGCCUUCUACAAACAGAAACACCGUAUAUGCAAGGUCAGGGAGAAUACCAGGCCGCGCCGGCACCAUGGACAGCUGUCGCCAAAUACGGUGACCCUGAUUUUUCAUGGUGUGCUGCAAAUGACCAAAAGUGUCGCACUGCGAUAGCAACGAAUGUGGACGGCGGGUCCAACAUCGCGCUGUACAACUCAGCUGCCUGGGCCUUCUUCGACGGAUUCUGGAAUGGUCUAUAUAAUGAGCCUUGCAAUGGGAACUGCCAAACCAACAUGAUGCGAGUGACGAAUGACCCUCAGAAUCUGGUUUGGUACUCGAUCAGCACACGCAUGACGGACGUGAUGGUGCUUGAUGGAAAAACCAAUCCCCGUCAAUCGAACUACAAAGGCGGAUGGGAAGGCAUCAUCCAGGUUUAUGGCCAGUUUAUAGCAUGA
Molecule: messenger RNA, 2625 nt
Organism: Penicillium griseofulvum
Lineage: Eukaryota; Fungi; Ascomycota; Eurotiomycetes; Eurotiales; Aspergillaceae
Product: glycoside hydrolase family 55 protein
Exons: 3
Coding region: 1-2625 (874 amino acids)
Molecular function (GO): polygalacturonase activity
Source: RefSeq, a predicted model, not a curated record